Messenger RNA from Aspergillus terreus NIH2624, 1167 nucleotides. RefSeq names its product putative MFS transporter. The record is from RefSeq and is a predicted model, not a curated record. Gene Ontology annotation, molecular function: transmembrane transporter activity. Gene Ontology annotation, cellular component: membrane. Bases 1 to 1167 code for a protein of 388 amino acids. Gene Ontology annotation, biological process: transmembrane transport. The transcript is spliced from 6 exons. NCBI's taxonomy places the organism in Eukaryota, Fungi, Ascomycota, Eurotiomycetes, Eurotiales, Aspergillaceae.
AUGGCAGACACGGAACAUCAACGGGAGAACGCUGGGAGCGUAGAGGACUCUGGAAGUCCCUCCCCAGAGCCGUCGUUCUUUGACAAAAAGGAUGCCCGUUCUGUGUUCGGAAAACUCCUGAGCACCAACCUCGCGAUCAUGGGUGGCGGCAUGAAUGAUGCGGCCACGGGAGUCCUCAUUCCCUACAUGCAACCCACCUACCAGAUCAAUCUCCUGCAGGUCUCCUUCAUCUACCUGGUCAACUUUGCCGGCUGGGUCGUGGCAUCGUUCGCCAAUAUCCAUGUCUGCUCUCGGCUGGGAACGGGCGGGACUUUGGUCAUGGGUGCUACCAUUCAAUGCAUGGGAGUCGCCUUCCAAGACUCCCAGGCCAACGCGUUCACCGUCACGGUCAAAAACUCCCACCGCUGGUUGGGUAUUCUGCAUGCCGUGUACGGCGUGGGGACGAUCAUCGCUCCCGUCAUCGCCAAUACCAUCGCCUCGCGCACGCCGUCCUGGCAUCUCUACUAUUUGACCACAUUGGCCUUUGGCAUUGUGAGCAUCGUGUUGCUUGCGUUCACGUUCCGGAAGGGCCUGUUCCGACCGAAUGUGCAGAACGCAAAGGACACGGCGGGAAGCGAGUUGCGCGCCACUAUCUCAAACCGGACAGUCUGGAUAAUCAAUGGAUUCUUCUUCCUCUACGUCGGCGCUGAAGUGGCUUCCGGAGGUUGGCUCGUCCAAUUCCUCGUGUCUGUCCGGCACGGUGACCCCAAGAAGGUGGGAUACGUGGCCUCCGGAUUUUGGUCUGGCUUUACGCUUGGCCGUGUCGUGUUAGCAGACAUCACUCACAAGUUCGGCGAGCGGCGGAUGAUUUUCGUCUAUAUUGCGUUGGCGAUAGUUCUGCAGCUUAUGUUCUGGUUGAUUCCGAGCAUCCCCGUCAAUGCUGUAACGGUCUGCUUGUUAGGCAAGCGUCGCUCAUCAUGGCAGGAUUCUUCAUCGGCCCAUUCUACCCCGUUGGUCUGCUUCACGGCCAGUCUGGGACAGGCUGGGUCGGCGGCGUUCCCCUUCAUGACCGGAGCUAUAGCUUCCAAGGCAGGGGUCCAGGUCUUGCAACCGAUUAUGGUAGGAUUACUCGUGGGAAUCGCGAUAUUUUGGGCCUUGAUGCCUCGACAGGGUCAAAUCAGACUCUAG